AUGGAGUGCACACCAAAUGAAGAAAAGGGGACAGAUUACUUCGACAUCAUAACGAAUCUAUUCAAUUACUUCACAUUGGGCAUCGAUGAUAAGGUAACCCCCAAGCAGAACUCGCCUGACGUGCAAAAAGAUGGCAGAGGAUCGACCCCUCACCAACGAAACAGCAUACAACAAGUAGUUUACAAUUUGAAGUUGAAGAGGGCAUCCGACUUGAAGAUUUCUACUCGGUUUGGCUUGGACGCUCCGCCGGUGCACGACAGAAAGGGAUUCGAGAAAGAACGACAACAAGAAGACAAUGCCUCGACUAACGUGCACCCAGUGAAGUGCGAGGGGGGGGAAAACAGAAGAAGCAGUUCGGCGGAAAAUUGCCUGAACGGGUCAGGUGAAAGAAGGAAAAAAAAAAAAAAAGGAAAAAAAAAUAGGGAUAAGCAGUACACUUCCAGUUUUGAUUUUUCCGGGGGGGAGUUUUUUCAGCUGAAGGAACAGAGUGGGAGUGAAGGGGAGGAAGACUCCAAGGUGGAGAAACGUAAAGAGGAGCGGAAGAAAAAGCGGGAAAAGGGCAAGGAAAAGACGAAGAAGAAGAAAAGCAAGAGGUGGGAGGAGGAAGAGGAAAAGACGAAGAAGACCGCCGAAGCCGCCUACACCGCCAACGCCGCCAACGCUGCCAACGCCGCGGACGACUCUGAAUUGGAGCGGGGGAUGGAGGGGACAAAACGAAACGGAGGGUGUGACAAAAGGGACGAAGGUGAUGAACCCCACAGGGAAGAGGAAACAGUUAACAUCGGAGAAAACGCAAAGGGAGGGGUGUGCGUGCAGGAAGAAACGGAGAAAAUGGAGAAAACGGAGAAAGCGGAGAAAACGAAGAAAAUGAAGAAGAAAAAGACGAGACGGGAAGAGAUGAAGGUAAACGAAACGAGCUGCUCUGAAAAUGGCUCGGCCCAAAUGAAACCCGAGAGGCGUACGAGCGAACCGAGGAAUCCAUCAAACACAAGAAAAGGAAAACAUAACCAUGUUCGCAAGGGGAACAACAGCACACUAAGUAGCAGCUUCGUUCAACCGCCUCGGAGCAGCAACUCGGAUGAGCCAAACUUCCUACACGUCGUUGACGAGGCCGAGUCACAAAGAAAAGAUUUCGUAAAGGCGCAGGAUGAGCUAGCCAUAAAUUACAUUUCGGACAGCAAGAAGAGUUAUAUAAGCAUACGGAGCAGUAAUAGGGAUAAGGAUGAUGUGAUACAAUUACCCAAGUUGAAUUUAUCAUCGCGGGGGGGUCGGUCUUCAUCGGGGGAGGAGGAGAAUGAGACGACGGACGGAGAGGACAUGCUCACUCCAUUAGAGCAGCUGCAUCAGUGA
Plasmodium cynomolgi strain B is the source of this 1350-nucleotide messenger RNA. RefSeq lists its product as hypothetical. NCBI's taxonomy places the organism in Eukaryota, Apicomplexa, Aconoidasida, Haemosporida, Plasmodiidae. The coding region runs from base 1 to 1350 and encodes 449 amino acids. The transcript has 3 exons. The record is from RefSeq and is a predicted model, not a curated record.